AUGAGGAAACACGUCAUCAUGACGCUGCUGGACACGGAGCAGUCCUACGUGGAGUCCUUGCGCACCUUGAUGCAGGGUUACAUGAAGCCGCUGAAGCAACCGGAGAACUCGCUGUUGUGUGACCCAUCGCUGGUGGAUGAGAUCUUCGACCAGAUCCCCGAGCUGCUGGAGCACCACGAGCAGUUCCUGGAGCAGAUCCAUGACUGCGUGCAGAACUGGCACGAGAAGCAGAAAGUAGGCGACCUCCUCGUGCAGUCGUUCUCCAAGGAUGUGCUGGUGAACAUCUACUCUGCCUACAUCGAUAACUUCCUCAACGCCAAGGAUGCCGUCAGGAUCGCCAAGGAAGCCCGGCCGGCGUUCAUGAAGUUCCUGGAGCAAAGCAUGCGGGAGAACAAGGAGAAGCAGGCUCUGUCCGACCUGAUGAUCAAGCCGGUGCAGAGGAUCCCGCGAUACGAGCUGCUGGUGAAGGACCUGCUGAAGCACACGCCAGAGGACCACCCCGACCACCCUUUCCUCAUCGAUGCCCAGCGGAACAUCAAGCAAGUGGCCGAGAGGAUCAACAAGGGCAUGAAGAGCGCGGAGGAGGUGGAGAGGAAUGCCCGGAUCGUGCAGGAGAUUGAGUCCCACAUCGAAGGGAUGGAGGACCUCCAAGCCCCGCUCCGAAGGUUUCUGCGCCAGGAGAUGGUCGUGGAAGUGAAGGCGGUGGGUGGGAAGAAGGACCGUUCCUUCUUCCUCUUCACGGACCUGCUGGUGUGCACGACGUUGAAGCGCAAGUCGGGCUCCCUCCGCCGCAGCUCCAUGAGCCUGUACACAGCAGCCAGCGUGAUCGACACCGCCAGCAAGUACAAACUACUCUGGAAGCUGCCGCUGGAGGACGUGGACAUCGUCAAAGGUGCCUCGCAAGCCACCAACAGGGAGAGCAUCCAGAAAAGCAUCUGCCGCCUGGAUGAAGACCUCAGCACACUGGGGCAAGUCAGCAAGCUGUCGGAGACCCUCAGCUUCCCCCACCAGAGCCUGGAUGACGUGAUCAAGGACCUGAUGGCCGCCAUCCACCGGGAGCUGGCGGAGAAGCAAUCCCUGUCCUUCAGCAUGGCCUUCCCCCCCAACAAGGUGGAGCUCAGCACCACCAAAGCUGAUGGCACUGAGUCCUUCAUCUUUGAGUUUCCCAACCCCGAUGCCCGGCUCGGCUUUGAGCAAGCCUUCGAGGAUGCCAAGAAGAAGCUGGCUUCCAGCAAAAACUGCCUGGACCCGGAGUUCCUCAAGGCCAUUCCCAUCAUGAAGACACGGAGCGGGAUGCAGUUUUCUUGUGCUUCUCCAAGCCACGGCAGCCCGGAAAGUUCCCACGAAGUUUGGGUUUGCAACAGCGACGGUUACGUGGGGCAGGUUUGUUUGCUCAGCAUCCGUAAGGAGCCCACGGUGGAGGCGUGCAUCGCCGUUUGCUCCGCCAGGAUCCUCUGCAUCGCCUCCGUGCCUGGUCUCAAGCGGGCGGAGCGUGCCGAGAAAAAAAAUGACGCGUGGGGCAGCCCCUCCUGGGAGCCGAUGCCGGCGCAGCCGGAUGAUGCGGGGCCACAGCCGUGCCUGCACAUCUCCAUCUCGGGUUCGUCGCUGGAGCUCUCGGAGCCGGUCGACGGUGGCAACAGGGAGCUGGUGCCCUUCGAUAGCGAUGACACGGAUGAUGAGUCCUCGCCCAGUCCGUCAGGGACACUGCAGAGCCAAGCCAGCCACUCCACCAUCUCCUCCAGCUUCGGCAAUGAAGAGAUCCCGAGCUGCAAGGAGGCAACGGCAGAGACAACGAGCUCGGAGGAAGAGCAAGAACCCGGCUUCAUGCCCAUCACCGGCACCUACAGCCAAAACCGGCACGGCGAAAGCCCCACAGACGGGCGAGCCCUGCGCCGCUCCAGCCGUGGCUCCUUCACCCGGGGCAGCCUCGAGGACCUCCUCAGCCUUGACCCUGAAGCCCAUCAGAGCUCCAUGUGGUUGGGCACUGAGGAUGGCUGCAUCCACGUGUACCAGUCCUCGGACAACAUCCGUAACAGGAAGAACAGCAUGAAGAUGCAACAUGCCGCAGCUGUCAUGUGCAUCUUGUACCUCGAUAACCAGGUUUUUGUGUCGUUGGCCAAUGGGGAGCUCAUUGCGUACCAGCGGGAGGCAGGGCGCUUCUGGGACCCCCAAAACUCCAAGUCCCUGUCCCUGGGCUCGCCUGGAAGCCCCAUCACCAAGAUGGUGGCGGUGGCAGGGAAGCUCUGGUGCGGCUGCCAAAACCGGGUCAUCGUCCUCAACACCGCCACGCUGGCGCAAGAGCACACGCUCCAGGUGGGACAGGACGGCGGGCGCAGCGUCACCUGCAUGGUGAGCGCGGGGACCGGCGUGUGGGUCGCGCUGCAGAGCAGCGCCCAGGUCCGGCUUUACCACGCCACCAGCUACGAGCAGUUGGCCGAAGCGGAUAUCACCCCCCCGGUACACAAGAUGCUCGCCGGCUCGGAUGCCAUCAUCCGGCAGCACAAGGCGGCCUGCCUGCGGAUCACGGCUCUCCUGGCGUGCAAGGAUUUGCUGUGGAUCGGGACCAGCGCCGGCGUGGUGCUGACCCUCGCCGUCUCGGCCAAGGCGGCCCCGGCGUUG
This is a messenger RNA of Balearica regulorum gibbericeps (East African grey crowned-crane), 2619 nucleotides long. The record is from RefSeq and is a predicted model, not a curated record. NCBI's taxonomy places the organism in Eukaryota, Metazoa, Chordata, Aves, Gruiformes, Gruidae.